This is a messenger RNA of Salvia miltiorrhiza (redroot sage), 480 nucleotides long. RefSeq lists its product as uncharacterized. The coding region runs from base 1 to 480 and encodes 159 amino acids. The transcript has a single exon. NCBI's taxonomy places the organism in Eukaryota, Viridiplantae, Streptophyta, Magnoliopsida, Lamiales, Lamiaceae. The record is from RefSeq and is a predicted model, not a curated record.
AUGGCGACAGAAAUUCUUAAAAUUGCAGACGACGAUGACGACGUCUCCAUCCUCUACUCCACGCCGCCUCCCUUCAAGAGCGGCGCCACCAAAUCGGACGCCAUCUCCGUCGAUGACUAUCGCACGCGCAACGCCAAAAUCAUAAUCGACCUAUCUCAAUUGGACGACGUCGUCGAAAUCCCCGCCUCCUCCUACACCAAGCGGAGGCGCUUCUACAAGGGCGAGUCUUCCAACUCGAAGCGCGACGACGCCGUUCUCCGCCUCUCCUUCACCUGCGAAACCUGCGCCGACGAGAAACCCGUGAGCGACUCCUUCCGCGUGUCAUCGGCUGCGAUCACUUCUACUGCACGCGGUGCGUGUCGAAUUACGUGGCGGCGAGGCUGCAGGAUAACAUCAGCGCCGUGGGCUGCGCCGGCUUCCUGGAGCGGUGCGCUGAUUUUGGGGGCGGAGAAGUUUUACUGUCCGUACAAGGAGUGCUGA